AUGAAAUAUCACUAAUAAAUAAUGAAUUAAACUUGUCGAACGAAACAAAUUCGGAUAGUUCGUGUGUCUCUCUGUUCUGUCCAUAAACGCCCAGAAGCGAUAAAUUUUCACAAGUCGAAAAGAGCGCAGAAUUGAAUUGAAGCCAAUGGAAAGAUAGAGAAAGUCCAGUGGCAACAAGCACAGACAGUCUAUAUAGAAGGUGGUUGAGUUCAUGUAAUGUGCUCUGAGUUUCGCCGGCUCUGUUUGUAACACGCCGUCUUCUAAGUAACCGGUUCGAAAGUGAAACAGAAUAUCCGCCAGGUAGAGAAAGUCCGAGAAGUAAUCCAAACAGAACCACACUAUGAUCAUUUCUUGAAACGCAAAUCUGUAAACGAUGACCCAUAGGUUGUAUAAGAACGCCAGUGACACAACCAUGGACCAGUAAUAGCACAGGCGGCCGGCCGGGUCGAACACAAAUGA
Molecule: messenger RNA, 459 nt
Organism: Leptidea sinapis
Lineage: Eukaryota; Metazoa; Arthropoda; Insecta; Lepidoptera; Pieridae
Exons: 2
Source: RefSeq, a predicted model, not a curated record